AUGAAGGCUGUGUCGAGCGAUACGUUACCUAUAGUGACGACAGACCUGGCGAAUGGAAUGAUGCAACUCCCUACUGUUAAAGAAAGCCGAAAAAACCUAUUCUACUGUAAAUAUCAACUCUUCUGCCAAAAGCACAAUCUUCUUGACUUUCAACUGACCAAGCCCAGAAAGAGAGAAUCCAUCAAGCUUACACCGAUGAUUUCUCCAAGCAUGGGAACCCUUCGGCUGAUGCUCAUAUCGGCGUUCGUAGCGAUUCUCAGCGCUCAAACCCCGUCAGAGCUGCUCCGCGACGAAUGGCUCGAGUCGACCACAUGGAUUCUGGUUGUGGCGUUCGCUUUCGCCUUUAUGCUCGCCUUUGCGGUUGGCGCUAAUGAUGUGGCGAACUCCUUCGGAACAGCUGUCGGCUCUAAAGUGUUGACGAUGAAGCAGGCAUUCAUCUUGGCCUCGGUUUUUGAAACUGCUGGUGCGAUUUUGCUUGGGGGAAGCGUUGGUGCAACUAUCAGAAAAGGAAUUGUCUCUGAGGAUAGUUAUCUGGGCCCUGAAUACAACGAGUCAAACUUCAACCAAACCACCGGCGAUCUGGAGCACUACUAUGCGGAUAAAUAUUACAACGAAGAAAGGCGACAAAAUGUUACGCUUCUCAUGUACGGGCAGCUAUCCGCCAUGUUUGGAGCAGCUUCGUGGCAGAUUUUGGCGACUUUAGCAAAACUUCCUGUUUCCGGAACUCACUCAAUCGUCGGCGCGAUUGUCGGUUUUCAUGUCGCCUGCAAAGGCUGGGACGGAAUUGGCUGGCCAAAGCUGCUCAAAAUCGUCGCUUCCUGGUUCCUGAGUCCUGUUAUUGCCGGUCUAGCUUCUGUUACCAUGUUUUGGUUUCUCCAUCAACGCGUUUUGAUCCCAUCACAGCAAUAUUCGACGUCGGAAAACGAAAAGGGAGAAAAACUCGCGCUUCUGCUACUGCCACUGUUCUACUUCGCAACCAUGGCUAUCAACAUUUACGCUCUUGCACAUCACCAGGAAAAAUGCCCAAGUGGAUUCUUAUGCGCUGUGCCUUCCUAUGUCUCGCCGCUGAUCGCGAUUGUUUCCGGCCUGCUCGCCGCUGGAUUGAGUUAUAAAUUCCUGGUGCUCAAGUUCAAGAAUGAGUGGGCCGAAGAAAUGAAGAAAUAUGGCGACAAGAACCCGAAUGAGCAGAUUCAUCUCACUGUCAAGCAGAAUACGGAGGAAGAGACCGAGAAGAAUGGCAAUCAGAGCAGAAACAUCGUUGAUAAAAGGCUCUGCAUGCCAGAAAUGAACGUUACCCCUCAAGCUCCAUUGAUGACCGCCCGUUUGCUGAGUCAUAUCGAGAAGAACGAUUCCUUCGCGAGUAGCCGGGCUCUCCCCAGCGCAGCUUCGAUGGGGCGAAUCCGACUUACUUCCGGGGGCUCUUUCACUCUUCCUCCGACAAUAACGAGCAUCAAUGGACGUCUUAUGUCCGAGUCGGGGAUGGAUCAGGGCAUCGUCAUUAGCCCAAAAGAUGGAGAAGGGGAUGAAUAUGAAUUUACGGAAAAGGACCUGGACAAUGGAGUGUUUGACGAAAACGAGUUCGAUGGAGAUAUCAUCGUAGAAAAGACCUUCUCGGAGAAGCGGAUCGACAUUCUCUUUGAGAAAUUGCAAAUAAUGACUUCGUGUUUCGGCGCGUUUGCGCACGGCGGGAAUGAUGUUUCGAAUGCUAUUGGGCCGCUGGUGGCUGUAUUUAUUUAUAGAAUUAUUGGAGGACUGCAGAUUCCUGAAGAAGUUUUUGGAAUAGACCCAAAUAUUGGUGCUCCCUGGUAUUUGCUCGCUUUUGGUGGCCUUGGUAUCACAGCUGGUCUGUGGACAUGCGGCGCAAAGCUGAUUAAAGCGAUGGGAGAAGACAUAACGACAAUCACUCCUGUGAGGGGCUUCUGUAUCGAACUCAUGAGCGCGUUCACGGUCCUGGGCGCAUCGACCAUUGGAAUGCCUGUUUCCACGACACACUGCAAGGUCGGAUCUAUCGUGGCGAUCGGAAUCUACGGCCGCACAGGUGUCCCAGUGAAGCAAGUAAUCAACAUCGCGCUCGCCUGGGUCGUCACAGUUCCCACUUCUGCUCUGCUGUCCUUUAUCAUCAUGAAACUGUUGCUCUUUAUGAUUCCAAUCUGA
Messenger RNA from Oikopleura dioica, 2154 nucleotides. The record is from the annotation of a GenBank genome assembly. NCBI's taxonomy places the organism in Eukaryota, Metazoa, Chordata, Appendicularia, Copelata, Oikopleuridae.